Messenger RNA from Pygocentrus nattereri (red-bellied piranha), 3774 nucleotides. It is a transcript of the gene gsdmea, whose product is annotated as gasdermin Ea. Lineage: Eukaryota; Metazoa; Chordata; Actinopteri; Characiformes; Serrasalmidae. Gene Ontology annotation, biological process: programmed cell death. The record is from RefSeq and is a predicted model, not a curated record. Gene Ontology annotation, cellular component: cytoplasm. Bases 180 to 1832 code for a protein of 550 amino acids. The transcript has 10 exons.
UUUGAGCAGCAGCCGCGCACUCCGCUUUCCCUGCCGGAGAAAGUGGCGGUUUGUCUGUGUUUGGUGCUCAGCGGCGCUUUGAGCCUUUGAGCUUUCAGUUCUCUAUUAUCGGCCGAGCGAAGAGCCCUCACCGUUUUCAGCACCGCGCCAGGACCUGAGCAGCACAUCGAGGGUGGAAGAUGUUUGGAAAGGCCACACACACGCUGCUUCGCCAGACUGAUGAAGGUAAAGGUCUGAUCGCUGUUUCCCGAGUGAACGAUUCUGAAAAGCUGAAGCCACUGGCUGUUGUUAUAAAGCGACCGGCAGUGUGGUUCUGGCAGAGAACCAAAUACAGACCCACAGCCUUCACCCUUAACGACCUGCUACAAGGGGAACGUAUUGAACCAGAGCUGGAGGGAGCAGAGUUCCUAAAGUACACAGCGAAGCAUGGAAGUGUUGUGGGUGGAUCGAUGGACACUGGGGUAGCGGCAUUUAAUGUAAAAGCACAGGGGCACUGUGCAUCCAAGCUUGCGUUAUCUCUUGGGACGCUUCACAAAGAAAAAGUGAACAUGCAAAGGCUCCUACAGGACUCCAGAAGCAGGAAGGUGGACCUUGAGCACAAACUCAUUGAGCAGACAUGGGACAAAACUCAGCAGGCCUUCACAGUAGUGAUUGAACGGAUCUUCACCACCUGUGAUUGCACCAUUGAGUACAGUGGUGUGGAAGAGGGCAGCUGCAGCACCAUACUAAAUGCCUUAGGCUUUUAUCCAGCAGAGGUGUGUCUGAAAGAGAGCAGCAAUCUGCAGUAUGAUACAAAUGUUGCCAUUGAGAUACCUCCACAGACUGUCUUGGCUUACAAUGUCAUAAGUCUGGACAUUAAAAGUGAUGGCCACUAUGAACUCUCUGCAUACCCUGAUGGAUUUGAAUCGGAUGAUGACUUUACUAAGCCUUCAUUACACAGUGAGGAUCAAGUGGAUGGCUUACCGGCAUUACCAAAAAUACCAGAGGGGUCUUCCCUGAGUGUCCUGAGGGAAGUGCUGUCAGGUGUAAAGGCUAGUAUGCUUGACUUGGCUCAUUUGCCAGCUCAGUCUCGCUUGUCCCUCCUGUUCAUUUUCCGAAAGAUUCUACUGAAGCGAGUACUUCUGUUAACUUUGGAGUACAAGCUGGACGACUUACUCUUCAAGUUACGAGCUGGCGAGGCUUCUUGCCUUGCUCAGGAUGACGACUCAAAUGAGCUUAUUGACACUUUUUUGGACCAGCUACAGCCUCUGAGAAACAGUACAGAUGGUCUGUCCACCACACCCAUCAGCCAAAUUGGAUCUUCGUCUGCACUGUCACAUCCUAAUGGAGCUCAAACAUCAGCCAAGAAGAACGAAACUAAUUACAAUGGAAUGUCAUCAGUGGCAUCUUAUUUGAAUGGCUCAUCCUCUGAAAGGACAGAUCCAAAUGGUCCUCACUUGGCUCAGUCCAGUCAAAAUGGACCUUCGAUAAAGCCAGCCAAGCACAGCCGGUCAGUCUUGACUGCAGUGCAUAUGCUCGUCACUGCUGCUGAGGGACUGACCAACGAUGGACUCAUCUUGCUAGAAAGCCUCUGCUCUUCAGAAGUUCUCAAUGGGUUAAAUGAUUUAGUGAAUCUUUUGGCUCAUGAUUCACAGCCUCUCCCCGUUGACAGCCUGCCAUCUCCCCUGCAGAAUGAAGAUGUGUUCCUGAAGGUGAAAACUCUGUUUAGCUUAUCCAAAGUCACGCUGAAGAGAGAGAAAAAGCUCUGGGCAGAGACAGAAAGCUGCUGUGAACACUUCCCUCUAAUGCUAUGCAUAGCCAUCCAUGGCCUUAUGUACCUGAGUGAAACAUAGAUGCGUUAUGAAUGAACUUUAUAAAGGUAUUAAAGCACAUUGCUUUUAUUUUACACACAUUUUAGGCUACUAUCCUAUACUUUUCUGUAUGAGAUAUUAGCUUAAAUUUGGUAAUGAUUUAUACGCUUAUGAAAACCAAAUCUGUUUCCUACCUAGCAAUGCUUUAUAUAAUAAGAUACUUAUUAACUUUAUAUUUUCUUGCCUUUAUAUAUUUUAUGUGUAUUUGUUUAGCUUUUUGUGAGUUUAAGGCUACACUUAUUUGAGUCAUUUAGUCACACUUUAUAGUUAAGCUGCUGCUAUAUAAAAGCUUUUGACGAAACAGAUAUGCAUGUAGAAGUCUACCUAAACUUUACCUGAUGAAUGUGUAGACAGACAGAGAGAGAGAGAGAGAGAGAGAGAACACUUGACCUAGAGAAGUGCGAUUAGUGAUUGACACUGUUUCUCUCUUCAGUAAGGAUUCUGUCUCUGAGCAUGAUUUAGAAUUUGUGCAGUCUUAUCUUGACCAGACAUGUUGACCACCAUAGUAUUGCUUGAAUAACAGAAGCAGCAAGUAAUGCAAGCACUGUAGACAGCACUGUCGCGAGAACUCAUGUCUGAUAGAAUUGGUCUUGAUAACGGCCAGAACAGACACUGAUAUGGUGGAGGUAGGACAUGUUCUCCCAGAUGGUGAGGAUGAAAAUAUUAGAGAGCAUGAAGAGACAGAUCACAUUUUGGCCUAUAUUUAUAAUCAUACAGCUGCUCUGGCUACUAAUAAUGUUACAUUAUUAAUACAGACUUAGAGAUGUUUUGUCUCUCAAUAGGAAAUCUGCCACAUGACAUUUCAGUGUCUUUUUCAAUAUAUUUAUUAAUCCUUUACUAAAAGCUGAAACAAUAAUUUUUAAAAAUAUAUCUUGUGUCAGAUGUUAUAAUGUAAUACAGUUAGUUAUCAAACCAAACAGUUCUCAAAAUACAAAGACUAAUAACAGUGCGGUCAAUUCAUUCCUAAUUUCUAAUUUCUGUUGUCUGAGUUUUAAAUGAUAUGAAUAAGUUCAAAUGAUUUGUCACUGAUUUCUUAAGUGUAAACCUUAAUAUAUUUAAGUUAAAAUGUUUUAUGCCAGAUUUCUUUUUUUUUUUUUUUUUUUACUGAAUGAAGUACAAUGAAGCUUGACUGAGAUAUUUGAAAUAAGGUGCCUUUGUACUGGGUGCUUCUGUAGUAAUGUAUUUAUUGAUAUGUUAUUGUAGAUGCAGCCUAAUAAAAUUGACUUUGCCCAUCUUUGCUUACUUGUGUCAAAUAUCAUAUUGUAUCAAUGUAUUUUCUAUCCUUUAGUGUUUAUGUAAUACUUAUAUUGUUUAAAAUCUACAGUCAGGAAUCAGUGUAGUGCAACAAGCAAACCUCUGCUAAAACAUAUAGAGUCAUAUGCAAAACUAUAGCACCCCCUGUCAAAUUAGGUUUUGGGUAGAUUUUGAAUUUUUUAAGUGAAAAUUUGCUCAUAAGGAACAAACAUAAAUGUGACAUUUUUCUAACAGAUUUUAGAGCACAAUUUCUAUUUGUUAAUUGGACAUGAGCCGUAACUUUUGCCCACAUUUUACAGAGGCAGCCAAGCAACUUUUUGCAUAUGACUGUAUGUAAGUGUUCCUUAUUGUAGCUAUAAACUAACCACUGCUUUUGUAUCUCCUGAGACUGUAACUCAAAUUUAUUUCCCUUCACAGUUACAUAGUAUGACAUUGAAAUUCAUUCGUGUGAUUCAUUUGUUUUUAUUAAUAGACCAAGAAUAUUAUGCAUGUAGCUUUUGUUAUAGUGUACUAAGUGUCAGUGGUUACAUGUUUAUAUAUGGCCUAUUUGAACUGUAUUGAUAUUCAUGUUCAUUUAUUCCUGUUAAUUUUUGUGUUCACUCUUUGUUAGUUCAUAUCUUCAUGCAUGUGCAGCUUUUACAGCGAAAAAAUUAAAAUCAAUUUACUGCCA